AUGAGCUCCAACGACAACUCCGCUCGCUCUACCGUGGCCGCCGUUGCGGACCCUGCAGAGCCCGCUGCAACAACCCCAACAACAACCACAGCAACACCACAACCACCACCUCACAACACCCCCCAACCUCCAAUGCCUCCCACGCACGACACCUCCGCGAAUAGGCGGCCCACGCCCGCUUCUGCCGUAAACACCGCCGAUGCAACUGGUCGCCGACAGAGAGCCCUCGGCGCCUCGAGCUCGCGGAACGCGUCUGCUUCCCCUUCGACCCUACAAUCACCCACGUCCUCUCGCGACACGUCGCCCUCACGCCAGCCACAACGUCUGCAAGGCUCGACAGCAGCUCCCCUUAGGUCUGGAUUGCGUUCCCGCAAGAAUAGUAUCGAUGUCAGUCCAAGUGGAGCGCCAGGCGUCGCGGGCUCCAAUGCCACCGGCCCUUCGGCCGCCGCCAUCCAACGUGCCCUUUCCUCGGCAACAACACCUCAGCUUUCGCCUGCACCUCCGCAGGAUUUCACUAGAGCUUCCGGCCCUUUGAAAGGUGCAUCGGCGUCCAGUUCCGGAGAAAAUACCCCUCGUUGGCCGGUUUCCCCACGACUAAAGUCCCCGCCUCCAAAUCCAGAUAACCGCUCACGCUCCCGGCGCAACUCGCUACGUGCGCAGAAUGCAAAGAAACCAGACAUUCCAGCGACCCCGUCAAUCGUCGUCCAGAGCUCGUCGCCUGUCCCUUCAUCCCGUCUUCCCGUCCAGGAUGAAGAGGGUAUCGAAGACGUCGAAGACCAGCAGAUAACCAUGAAAGCACCAUCUCGAGGGGUGGCACCAAAACUGGAAACCGUACAGGAAGCUAGCGUACCCACAACGCCGUCCUUUGAAGGGUUGGAGAUUGGAAGUGUAGUCUCGAGCCUACAUAGCCAGAGGUCAUCAGACGACGAGCGACAUGACGUCACAUCGACCAAAGUUACAGAGGACCUUAGCGCAAGAACUAGCCGGCAUAGCGAAUCCGGCGGAGAAAAUAACGAUUCCAAAACAAAGAUGCAGGAGCGCCGUUCUUCCUCCGCGCAACGUCCCGCGACGCUCACGCCACGAGCUUCAUACUCGUCCCUGUCCACUAUCAAAUCGCGCACCGAUGUGCCCACUCGCAACAUGACGGUGGAGACGGAGACAGUGCCGUCUGUGCCUUCUCAAUCCAACAUUGGAAAUCAGGACCGCUCGGCCUCUGGCAGAGCCGAGGGGAGCCUACGCCAAAAGCCGAGCAGCGAGACGAUCCGUCCAAAGAAGGAGAAAUCUAGACCCAAGCGCAAAGCUCCGUCCAUCGUCUCCGGGACAGGUAGGUCUCCCACCUUUUUUAAUGCCCGACACCACCACCACCGGCACUCGGCCACGGUUUCUUUGCUUGGGAGCCCGGGAUCAUCAUAUUGCUCGUAUGAUGACCCCCGGUUGACGAUUGAUGAGUCGCCCCCAAAUCCGGAGAUGCCAAGGCCUUCCUUCCGCCCUACUCUCCUAUAUUCUUAUUCAUUCUCAAGCGCUAACGGAAGUGCUCGCAAAGCAUCAUCCAAAGCCGAUGUAUUCGAACAAAAAGUCGCCAGUGCUGUGGAUGAGGCCAAUUCCUCAGACUCCGAGGCGACCUUCAUAUAUGAGUCCAACCCUCCUGAACCGCAGCCGCAUCGUAGCAGGCACCACUCGCGCACGCCGAGUAUGACAUCCAUCGCCAGUGUGGCAGAUCGUGGAGUCCGUGAUGCGCACCGGAAUAUGGGCAAGAAGACCAGUAUGAAGUUCGCCAAUCCCUACGCCAACCAGAAUGCAGAACUUGGAUUCUCGGAUCAUGGGGACGGAACUGUGCGCGUUGGUUCGGGCAGAAUAAGCGCAGCAGGACAUCACCAUCACAUUGGUCGUCAUGGACAUGGUCGAGGUGCCCUGAAUCACUUGCUCGUCGAUAGCGACUCCUCCCUCGCUCAAUCUUCCCGCAUAGCAGCGGCACGUGCCGGAUCGAGGCAUACCUCUCAACCCAACAGUCCAAGGUUCCAGAACUUCGCCGUCUCGAACAUGACCAACUAUAAUGACGCUAUCAAAAACCGGGAACACUCCACCUAUGAUAUGGACACGGAAAAUGCUGCCGACGACGAACGGACUCCCUUGGUAUCAUCAAUACGAAGCCCCAGAGCACGAGGCCCUCGCCAGCGAAACGGCAUACUCAUCCGGCACCAGGACCGUCGACAUCGUCGUGGCACAGGGUGGUUCCGCCGGAUCGCAGGCUGUUUGGUCCUUUCCGUUCUGGUCUUGCUGCUCGUGUUCGGCGCGGUCGGUCUGAUAUUCGCCACAACGAAGCCGCUCACAGACGUCAAGAUCCGUGCUAUCCAGGACGUGGUAGCAAGCCAGGAAGAGCUCAUGUUUGACCUCUUCGUUGAAGCGGUGAAUCCUAACGUCAUUGGUGUUACAGUUGCCGAUAUGGACAUGAACAUCUUCGCAAGGAGUAAGCAUGUUGGCUCGGAUAAGUGGUGGCGGGAACAUGGUGGCGAACAUGGGAACGAGGAAAAUUGGCAACAUAUCUCAGACAGCGCAGCGGCGCCCGUGGAGUUAAAUCAUGCUCGUACUAAAGGCGUUGAUGAGGGAACAGAUCCAGUUGAAGAUCCUGAAAUUGGCGAGCCACGAACCAUGUUACUUGGCCGCAUCUUCCACUUUGACUCCCCACUGGCUUUUGAUGGGUCCUUCUUCAAGCGCCACAAGAGCCAGUCCCUCGGCGCCUUGCGUCUCCAGAAACCGGGAAACAAGACGGAAGCCGGUGGGACCGAAAGAUGGGAAGAAGUUCUCCAGUAUCCUUUCGACCUGAUUGUCAAAGGUGUCUUCAAGUAUCAGCUUCCUUUGAGCACACAAGAACGUAAGGUGGCGGUCAAUGCAUCAUACCACUACGACCCCGACACCGAAAAGAAGAAAUUGAAGGCUGCUAGCUCACGCAAGCGGCAGUUGUUACCAACACCUGUAAACUUACCCUGGGGACGUUAUGCUCGCGGCCUCGCCGAAGCAAAUGCCGCAGCGUAUUCCUAG
Messenger RNA from Westerdykella ornata, 3039 nucleotides. RefSeq lists its product as uncharacterized. The record is from RefSeq and is a predicted model, not a curated record. Lineage: Eukaryota; Fungi; Ascomycota; Dothideomycetes; Pleosporales; Sporormiaceae. Bases 1 to 3039 code for a protein of 1012 amino acids. Gene Ontology annotation, cellular component: PAS complex; fungal-type vacuole membrane. The transcript is spliced from 2 exons. Gene Ontology annotation, biological process: protein localization to vacuolar membrane; vacuole inheritance; positive regulation of phosphatidylinositol biosynthetic process.